AUUAGGUCUCUCUCUCUCUCUCUCUCAUUUUGCAUCGCGAUCGUCCCCGCCGUCUGAGUGUGAAGCAGCAGCGGCAGGAACAUUCCGAGGGAGAAACCCCUCUCCUCCUCCACUAGUGUGGAUCUACGAGCAGUAGAUCGAGUUUAGAUCGUGAUUGCGGCGAUGGCGUCAGCAAAAGCUGGGUCCACUGGAUGGUUCAGAGGUAGAGUGAAGGCUGUUACAUCGGGGGACUGCUUGGUAAUUAUGGCCAUGACCAACAGCAACACCGGCAUCCCUCCUGAAAAGACUAUUACUCUUUCUUCUCUUAUUGCUCCCAGACUGGCCCGCAAAGGUGGUGUAGAUGAGCCGUUUGCAUGGGACAGCAGAGAGUAUCUGAGGAAGUUGUGCAUUGGAAAGGAGGUCACUUUCAAAGUGGAUUACACCGUUCCGUCCAUCGGCAGAGAGUUUGGUUCCGUUUUUCUUGGUGACAAAAAUGUGGCUAUGCUGGUGGUUGCUGAAGGCUGGGCAAAGGUCAGGGAACAAGGUCAACAGAAAGGGGAGGCAAGCCCCUUUCUGGCAGAAUUGCUACGUCUUGAAGAGCAAGCUAAGCAAGAUGGUCUUGGUCGAUGGAGCCAGGCACCUGGUGCUGCAGAGGCUUCCAUCAGACACCUCCCUCCUUCUUCAAUUGGCAAUGCUAGCAACUUGGAUGCCAUGGGUCUGCUCGCUGCAAAUAAAGGCAGGCCCAUGCAAGGCAUUGUUGAGCAGAUUCGUGAUGGCAGUACUCUCAGGGUGUACUUACUUCCAGAAUUUCAGUUCGUCCAAGUAUUCGUUGCCGGAAUUCAGGCGCCCUCCAUGGGAAGGAGGACUGCAUCCGAACCUGUUGCUGAAGCAGAAGUAUCUGAUGAACUGAAUGGAGUUGCUUCUACUGAACCAAGGGCCCCUUUAACAUCUGCACAGAGACUUGCAAUUUCUGCUGCCUCAGCUGCUGAUGUUUCACCUGAUCCCUUUGGUUUGGAAGCCAAACAUUUCACGGAGAUUCGUGUUUUAAAUAGAGAUGUCCGUAUUGUCCUGGAAGGUGUUGACAAGUUCAGUAACCUUAUAGGUUCAGUGUUCUAUUCUGAUUCAGACUCAGCAAAGGAUCUGGCAUUGGAGCUUUUGGAAAAUGGUUUGGCUAAAUAUGUCGAAUGGAGUGCAAACAUGAUGGAAGAAGAAGCUAAGAGACGGCUGAAGGCUGCAGAACUCCAGGCCAAGAAAAGUCGGUUAAGAUUUUGGACAAACUAUGUUCCUCCUCCUAGUAAUUCAAAGGCAAUCUGUGAUCAAAACUUCAGUGGGACGGUGGUAGAAGUUGUGAGUGGUGACUGCAUUGUUGUAGCUGAUGAUUCUGCCCCAUACGGCAGUUCAAUGGCAGAGCGACGUGUUAAUUUGUCCAGUAUAAGAUGCCCCAAACUGGGGAAUCCUCGGAAAGAUGAAAAGCCUGCACCAUUUGCCCGGGAAGCGAGGGAGUUUUUGAGAACACGGCUUAUUGGGAAACAAGUGAAAGUUUUGAUGGAGUACUCUAGGAAGGUCGGCUUGGCAGAUGGAGCUUCAACAGCAGCUGAUUCCAGAGUGAUGGACUUUGGCUCAGUUUUCCUGGUAUCUCCGCUCAAUGUCGAUGGUGAUGAUGCAGCCUCAGGGGUUUCGUCUACACCUGACAAACAGCCACUGGGGCUAAAUUUGGCAGAGUUGGUGGUUGCACGUGGUUUUGGGACUGUGAUUAGGCAUCGUGAUUUUGAAGAAAGAUCAAACUACUAUGAUUGCCUUCUUGCAGCAGAAGCUCGGGCCGUCUCCGGAAGAAAAGGGAUGCAUUCUUCUAAGGAUCCUCCAGUCAUGCACAUAACAGAUUUGGUUACGGCAUCAGCAAAGAAAGCCAGGGACUUUUUGCCAUUCCUGCAGCGGAGCAGGAGGGUUCCUGCCAUCGUGGAGUAUGUGCUCAGCGGUCAUCGGUUUAAACUUUUGAUACCAAAAGAAACAUGCAGCAUUGCUUUCUCCUUCUCUGGUGUGAGGUGCCCAGGUCGGGAUGAGCCCUUUUCAGAUGAAGCGAUUGCCUUGAUGAGACGGAAAAUAAUGCAGAGAGAUGUGGAGAUUGAAGUAGAAACUGUCGAUAGAACAGGGACCUUUUUGGGAUCACUAUGGGAGUCCAAGAAAAAUGUGGCAAUAACACUUCUUGAAGCUGGCCUGGCAAAGCUUCAAACUUCCUUCGGUGGUGACAGGAUCCCAGAUGCUCAUCUACUUCAACAGGCUGAACAAGUAGCCAAAAGGCAGAAAUUGAAAAUAUGGGAAAAUUAUGUGGAAGGGCAGGAAGUGUCAAAUGGUUCUGCGGUUGAAAGCAAACAAAAAGAAGUGCUCAAGGUGGUGGUAACAGAAGUCCUGGGUGGUGGUAAAUUUUAUGUCCAAACUGUGGGAGAUCAGAAAGUGUUAUCCAUUCAGAGGCAAGUUGCCUCAUUGAAUCUUCAAGACGCUCCUCUAGUUGGUGCAUUCAAUCCAAGAAAGGGUGAUACUGUACUUGCUCAAUUUAGUGCAGAUAAUUCUUGGAAUAGAGCAAUGAUUGUCAAUGCUCCUCGAGGAAAUGUUGAAUCCGUAAACGACAAGUUUGAAGUGUUCUACAUUGACUAUGGGAAUCAAGAAGUUGUUCCUUACAGUCGUUUACGGCCUCUUGAUCCUUCAUUAGCCUCUUCACCUGGUCUUGCUCAGCUGUGCAGCCUGGCAUUUGUCAAGGUUCCAACCUUAGAUGAGGAUUUUGGGCAGGAAGCAGCAGUUUAUUUGAGUGAACUGACGCUAAGCAGUUCAGAAGAAUUUAAGGCGACUGUAGAGGAAAGGGAUACUUCAGGAGGAAAAGUCAAAGGUCAGGGAACUGGAACAGUUAUCAUGGUAACUCUUUGUGCGGCUGAUUCUGAUCUAAGUAUAAAUGCAGCGAUGGUGAAGGAGGGGUUGGCUAGGAUGGAAAAGAGGAAGAAGUGGGAUUCCAAGCAGCGGCAAAUGGCCCUUGAUAACUUGGAAAAGUACCAGGCAGAAGCACGGACUGACAGGCUAAAUAUGUGGCAGUAUGGAGAUAUCGAGUCGGAUGAUGAGGAUGUCAGCCUGCCUCUGAGAAAGGGUGGUGGUGGUGGCCGGUAAUAUUUUAGUGUUUUGACUGAUAAAUUAUAUUGGAGAAAGUACUGAGCCAGAAGCUACCAGGAAGUUUAAAGUCAGAGGCAUGAUAAUCUGUCAAAUGGAGGAGGGAGAAAAUUGCGUUAGAACUUGCUAUAAAGUUUUGUUCUUCUGAGGUUUUUCUUUUCUGUUUGUAAACUCAUUCAUAGCUUGAGGUGAAGAUUCGGUUUUAAUUUCGUCGCAAUAAGGCAAGCUCCGGACAGUCUGUUUUCCAUUUUGUAGCAGAGACCAGUUUUCACAGACACAUCUUGUAGCAUAAGCCGGCUUUCGCUGUGUCACAUUUUCUUGUAGCAGUAAAUGAUUAUUACUGGUUCUUUCAA
Molecule: messenger RNA, 3485 nt
Organism: Syzygium oleosum
Lineage: Eukaryota; Viridiplantae; Streptophyta; Magnoliopsida; Myrtales; Myrtaceae
Product: ribonuclease TUDOR 1
Exons: 17
Coding region: 163-3132 (989 amino acids)
Biological process (GO): regulatory ncRNA-mediated gene silencing; mRNA catabolic process
Cellular component (GO): nucleus; cytosol; RISC complex
Molecular function (GO): nuclease activity; RNA binding
Source: RefSeq, a predicted model, not a curated record